AUGAGGCUGUGUUUGAUUUCAUUCGUUCACCAAGGAAGAUAUAUUAUUUGUCCUCUCUUAUCACACCUCCAGCUCAGUAAGGAACCACCUCAGGUCCCCUCGCGAUUACUUCGCCAAACCCUAUCAUCCACUCUCUCUCUCCUCCUGUUCUCCUCGACUCAGGCAUUUGCAGCUCUACCUCCUCAUCCUCUGCCUCCUCGUUGCUUUUGCCCACCAACCCUAAUUUCUUCUGAUGCCGACCCGCUCCUCAAGGGACGCACCCCCGUCCACCGAUUCACCUCCCUCCAGGCCGCCGGAGUCCUAUUCCUAUUCCUCAUCCUAUCCCUCGCUCUCCUCAUCUCCGAGACUACCUCUCUCUUACCUUUUCCGCCGGAUCUCUUCUUUGGCGUCGCCUCCGCACUCUUCUUCCUCCACUACUCCGUCUCCUCCGCCUCUGCCACCGUCCAGAUAUCUGAUCUCCAGGCCAAAUGCGACUCCGUCUCCGCCCGCAUCUCAGCCCUCUCCUCCGUCCUCUGCCUUGUCCUUGCCUGUCAUCCCCGCCUUUUUGUCGCCGACGUUGGCUUGGGGGCUUCCCUCUGCCUCCAGGGUCUCUGGGUCCUGCAGACGGGCCUCUCCCUAUACGUGGAUGCCUUCAUUCCCGAAGGGUGCCACAAGCUGUUGGACGUGGUCAAUGGUGUUGAGGGAUCCACCAAAUGUGAUUUGGAAGACUCCAAGUUGAGGGCUGUUGCAAUUCUCGAUCUGGUGUUCGUCGUUCACGUAUUGUUUGUGCUCGUCAUUGUCAUGGUCACUUACGCUGCCGUUGCCAAGACCGUCGGGAUCAAGAGAUUUGGUUCUUACGAGGCCUUGCCCACUGGAGCCUCUGCUGAUACUAAUCACAUCCAGAUGAAGGCUAUGACGGGUACCCAGGCCUGAUGAUUACAUCUCUGGGAAUUCAGGUUAUGUGCUGCAGAACUUCCUUGAAACUUCUAGUCUGUGAUUUUCUGAUUCUUGUUAUCAUCGCUUUCAUGAUGCUAAGAUGUAUCAUAAUCCAUGGACUAUUGGCAAAAGAUG
This is a messenger RNA of Ilex paraguariensis (yerba mate), 1050 nucleotides long. Lineage: Eukaryota; Viridiplantae; Streptophyta; Magnoliopsida; Aquifoliales; Aquifoliaceae. The record is from the annotation of a GenBank genome assembly.